Messenger RNA from Hemicordylus capensis (graceful crag lizard), 1299 nucleotides. RefSeq lists its product as uncharacterized. Lineage: Eukaryota; Metazoa; Chordata; Lepidosauria; Squamata; Cordylidae. Bases 77 to 760 code for a protein of 227 amino acids. The record is from RefSeq and is a predicted model, not a curated record. The transcript is spliced from 5 exons.
GUUUUAGAUUAGCUGAAGCAUCUUCGAUAAAUUGGCUGUCUUCGGCUGUCAGUUUAUUAGCAGCUUAGUUGUCAAGAUGGGUGGCUGUUGGUCAUGUGUGGCCUGCAGGUCUCACCCAGAGGCAGAACCAAAGGAUGAAGAUGAAGAGGGGGCACUGACAGGUCAUCCCAGAAACCCAACCCAUGUUGCACCAUUUUCUGGGGGACUCCCCAAUGUUUCGGGGGACACUCUGGGGAAAGAGCUCAUUGAGGAACCCUCCAUGCCAGAACCUCUUCCAGCACCUGGCAUGACCAACGACAUCCUGGAGGAAGAGCUCACUGAGGAACCCUCCGUGCCAGAACCUCUUCCAGCACCUGGCAUGACCAAUGACAUCCUGGAAGAAGAGCUCACUGAGGAACCCUCCGUGCCAGAACCUCUUCCAGCACCUUGCAUCACCAACGACAUCCUGGAGGAAGAGCUCACUGAGGAAACCUCAAUGCCAGAACCCCUUCCAACACCUUGCAUCACCAAUGACCUACUGGGGAAAGUGCUCAUUGAGGCUACCUCAGUGCCAGUUCCUUCCAUCCUCACAGACACUCCAAAGGAAGCAGCUUCUGUGUCAGAGCCCUUACUAGAGCCUUUCAUUGCUUAUAAUUAUCUUCAGCAAGAAGUAGAACUCCUCAAAGGGUUACAGCAUGACUAUGUCCAGCAGCUUCCCUCGUUCUCUCCGGGCCAUCAACCUGCGAAUCGGACACAUGCGGACAAGGCUCAUCCGCAGUGAAGUUCGGCUGCAGCGGUGGGAAAGGGAAGGUAUGUUCACAGCAUGGCCCUGAAAUUGCUGCUGGGCUAAGAACAGCUCUUUUGUUUAUUUCAUGUUGAAAUGCUUGAUUUGAGUCUGCAUCUAAGGUUUCAGAGGGGAGGCCUGUGAGUGGGUUGUCAGUGCUUGCUGAAGUGUUCCUUCGUUUUCUGUCUUUCAUGUGUCCAAGCUCCAGUGCCUGUAAUCCAAGCAGCUUCUCAGAGUGAGCAGUGAUGGCAAGUGAUGGUGGGUGUGGUAGGAUGUCAGCCUUUGCAGCUGACCUCCUGCUUCUUCUUCUCUCUUGCAGAUGUUCCUGCAGGCCCUGCUGCACUUCUCCAGCCCUCUGGGUCUGAACCAUCAUAGUCCUCUGCCUCCCUUGAGAUUGCCUCCAUCCCACCCUCCACCUCCACCUCUUCCCUCCUCCUGCAUCCCUCUCCACUAGGGGUGUGCAAUUCGGGUAUUCGGGUGAUUUGGCUCGGACCCGAGCCGAAUCACCCCCGUUCUGUUUUGUGCCCGAAUCUGGG